UGUUUUAAAUUUCCGAAUGUUAAAAAUGUCAAAUUCUUUGUUCAUACAACUUUUUUUUUUUUAAUUAUUUUUAUAAUCAUCGUCUAAUUGUGAUCGUCAAUAUGGUUCAACCAAAUGUAAAAAUAUAUCAUCCAUCGUACAUUUCUGUCAAAAUCUAUUCUAGUAUAAAAAAUAAAAUAAAGGAACUUGCUAAGAAAACAAAAACGGACAUUUCCUUUAAUUUUGAAGAACAGUAUUUUGAUAUUAAGGGAAGAUCUCAACAAGCUUGUGAUGAUUGUUCAAUGAUUAUAAUGCAAAACCUUUUGCCACAACUUAAUGCUACCAUCGAUGAAUUUAAAUUUAAAGGAACAUUUCAAGAUCUGGAAGAUAUACUAUCGUCUAAUGUUUCAAGCCCAGCUUCUACCUCUAGUGCAAGCCCAAUUCGUGAAUCAACACAAAUAUAUGCACAAGGUAGACCUUUAAACUUGGAUGUGAUUGACAAGAAAUAUAAAAAGAAAGCAGAGAGUAGUAAUAAGGAAAAUGCAUUCUUUGACUACCAAGAAACUGAAAGUGAUGAAUCUGAUGAAAGUGAAGAAGAAUAUGUUGAAACUUUUACCUUUGCCAAGAAUGUUCCUAAUCCAAAGGAAGUCCUGACUGGACCAUCAACCAACAAUAGUAAGCCUAUUGAUUAUUUACGCGUUAUCGGUCUUGAUACAGAAACAGAAUGCAGUUUAAUUAAUAGACAAAUUAAAAUCGUCGGUAACAGUGAAGAAUCAGUUAAAGAAGCUCUAGAAAGAUUUAGAAAUUUACAAACCAUAUAUAAACGUCGAAAGAGAUCAACUCUAGUUAUACCCUGUGUACAUUAUCCUAUCGAGUUUUCCGAAUUAGGUUUAUAUUUUUGCAAUAUGGAGAGAUAUGCUCAACAAAGUUAUAUAGAUCUCUUAACUAGCUCUACAGCACCUUUACAUGUUAUCUUACCUGUAUUUAAAGGAAAAGAUAAUCAAUAUCAAAAACCUAGAGAACUGAUUAGCGCUCCAUCUCAAACGAUAUCUCCUCAAAAAUGGAAACAACAUCAACAACCAAUUGCACAAAAAGAGCUAUCUUUAGAUGAAAGAAUGAAACUAGCCUCUCUGGAAUUUGGAAGAGGAGGACGUAAUAGCCCUAACGUUAAUAUAGCUCCUGACCAGAAACCUCUUUGGGGUGAAAACAAAUCAUAUGUGAUACGUCCUAGUGUUCAAGCUGCACCUCCUAAUCCUCAAUCAUUUGUAUCUACUUCAACCUCUUCGUAUGCUUCACCUUCUCCAUCUAAAUCUGAUUUAGUUGAAGAUUUUCCAGCUUUACCUGUUCAUGCUCCUGCUCCUAAAAAGGCUCCUACUCGACGAGUCAUGCGCUUAAAGAGUCAAAAAUCUGCUUCUGUAGCUAAAAUGCCAUCAAAAUCAAAUAUGGAAAUUAUGAAAGAAUAUAAUUUACAUAACAUUAAGACUGCUUUAGAAGAAGGAUUAACUACCGUACGUGGAUUUAAGGGUGACAUAAAAAUAAGUGCAAAAUUAGGUAAAGUACUUUGGAGUAAUGUUACUCCCGAGAUACAAAAACGUAUCUGGAAUUUCCCUGAUUUGAAAGAUAACUUGAUGCAAGAACGUGGUAUCCAACCCAAUUUUAAUGAUGUUACAACUAAAUCCGAUGAUCUUAUUAGUAAAAUAGCUGAGAUCUUACCUCAAUAUUAUAGUAGGACUGCUUAUUUCGAGAUUCAUGCUAAAGCUCGUAAUCAACCUAUUGUUCCAUAUCAGCCAGUUGUCAUGUAUAUGAAUCAAGGUGUAGUUGAAUUAAAGAAAGUGGUUACUGCUACUAAUAAAAUUGUAGAGGUUGACUGGGUAUCACUAGAAAGAAAAUUCGACUUCCAAUUACUUCUUAAAACUGAACAAACGACAAGAUCUGAUGUAAAACCAUUUACUACCUUUAUCAAGAAGGUCGCUGUGAGCCCUGUUACUCGUCAAAUUACAUAUGAAAACAUACCAGACUUUUUAGAAGUUGAUUAUAUUUUAUUGAAACAAACUACAAAAUAUAGAAUUCACUUUCCUUUUGUAAUUGAGAUUACUCGUGUUGAAAAGCUACCCUUAGUUCAACAAAAAUUUAAUAAUUAUGGCAUUGAGAAAAUUCUCGGUGAUACUGGUAAAGGUCAAGUCUGGUAUGAUUUAGAGGUCUUUUAUUCUACUUAUGAUGAAAUCUUUAAGGUGAACAAUGAUUUACCUAUUGGUAAAUUUGCCUCUUGGACAGUAAAAGAUAUUAUAGGUGAUGAAAAUGAUCCUUCUAGUGCUUUAGUUGAAUACAUUCGAUGUUUACUUAUCUUGAUUGAAAAAUGUGAAUCAGUUAUUUAAAUAUAAUAUUUAAUAAUAAUAAUAACAAUAAUAAUAAAGAAAAAAAAAACUUCUAU
Cokeromyces recurvatus is the source of this 2410-nucleotide messenger RNA. RefSeq lists its product as uncharacterized. Lineage: Eukaryota; Fungi; Mucoromycota; Mucoromycetes; Mucorales; Mucoraceae. The transcript is spliced from 10 exons. The record is from RefSeq and is a predicted model, not a curated record. The coding region runs from base 102 to 2354 and encodes 750 amino acids.